CAGAACUCGGGCGAAGCAGAGCAAUGUUUUCAUGCCUACUGACGACCUGCGCUAGUAUCUCUGCCAUGGCGCCCGUGAUGUUGCUGACUGAGGAGGGGACAUCGUAGUAUCGUGUUUUAAUUUGCUUCAGUUAAUUGUGCUCUGUGCAUUUUACAACUAUAUGUUUGAAUUGGAUUUUAUCUAUUUCUGAAUCCACCAUGACCGUGGAGCAGAAUGUCCUCCAGCAGCAUUCGCAGAAGCACCAGCAGACUCUACUUAACCAGUUGAGGGAGGUCACGGGCACCACAGACGUUCAGCUGCUUCAGCAAGCUCUGCAGGUGAGCAAUGGAGAUCUGGCCGAGGCCGUGGCGUUUCUGACGGAGAAGAACGCCAAGGCUCCUCAGGAAGAUGACACCGCCUACUACCAGACGUCCCAGGUGGCCAGCGACAGAUACAUCAGUGUCGGUAGCCAGGCAGACACAAACGUCAUUGACCUUACUGGGGAUGAUAAGGAUGAUCUGCAGAGAGCCAUCGCUCUCAGCUUAGAGGAGUCCAACCGGGCCUUCAGGGAGACGGGCAUCACCGAUGAGGAGCAGGCCAUCAGCAGAGUUCUGGAGGCCAGCAUAGCCGAGAACAAGGCGAGUCUGAAGCGGACCCACACAGAAGUGUGGAGCGACUCCCCCAACCCGCAUGACCGGAAGAGGGUCGACACCUGCCCCGUCGGGCUGAAAAAUGUUGGCAAUACCUGCUGGUUCAGUGCUGUCAUUCAGUCUCUGUUCAACCUGCUGGAGUUCCAGAGGUUGGUGCUUCACUACUCCCCGCCAGCCCGAGUGCACGACCUGCCUCGCAACCAAAAGGAGCACAGGAACCUGCCCUUCAUGCAGGAGCUGAGGAUCCUCUUCUCCCUCAUGGUGGGGUCCAAGAGGAAAUAUGUGGAUCCAUCACGAGCUGUGGAAAUCCUCAAAGAUGCCUUUAAGUCCAGCGAGUCACAGCAGCAAGAUGUGAGCGAGUUCACCCACAAGCUGCUGGACUGGCUGGAGGACGCUUUCCAGAUGAAGGCCGAGGAAGACAGGGAGGGCGAGAAGCCAAAGAACCCCAUGGUGGAGCUCUUCUACGGCCGCUUCCUUGCUGUGGGCGUCCUGGAAGGUAAAAAGUUUGAGAAUACAGAGAUGUUCGGACAGUACCCGCUGCAGGUGAAUGGCUUCAAGGAUCUCCACGAAUGUCUGGAAGCAGCGAUGAUCGAGGGAGAGAUCGAGUCCCUGCACUCGGCAGAGAACACUGCCAGGUCCGGACAAGAGCACUGGUUCACAGAACUCCCUCCUGUGUUGACCUUCGAACUGUCACGGUUUGAGUUUAACCAGGCCCUUGGCCGUCCAGAGAAGAUCCACAACAAGCUGGAAUUUCCCUCUAUGCUCUACAUGGACAGGUACAUGGACAGGAACAGGGAAGUAACCCGGAUCAAGAGGGAGGAGAUCAGGAGGCUGAAAGAGCACCUGACGCUGCUUCAGCAGCGACUGGAGAGGUAUCUGAGUUACGGCUCUGGCCCCAAGAGGUUUCCUCUGGCAGAUGUUCUCCAGUACGCCAUGGAGUUUGCCUCCAGUAAGCCAGUGUGCACUUCCCCAGUGGAAGACAUUGACUCGUCAGCGCCCCCAGGUGGCACAACCGGACAACCGCUGUCCCAACCGAGCACAGCCGAGCAGGACCCCUUGCCUCCCUUAGAGAGCUCAGGUUCUGCCUCAGUUCCCACUCCAGCUGCCACUGCAGGCCAGCAGCAACGAGUACCCAUUCAUAAGCCCUUUACCCAGUCCCGGCUGCCCCCCGACCUCCCCAUGCACCCUGCCCCGCGCCACAUCACCGACGAAGAGCUGAGGGUGCUCGAGGGCUGCCUGCACCGCUGGAGGAGUGAAGUGGAAAACGACACUCGUGACCUGCAGGGCAGCAUCAACCGAAUCCACAGGACCAUUGAGCUCAUGUAUUCUGACAAAUCCAUGAUGCAGGUCCCAUACCGGCUCCACGCCGUGCUUGUCCACGAAGGCCAAGCCAAUGCAGGCCACUAUUGGGCUUACAUCUACGACCCCCACCAGCGUUGCUGGAUGAAGUACAACGACAUCUCCGUCACCAAGUCGUCCUGGGAGGAGCUGGUCCGGGACUCCUUUGGAGGCUACCGCAACGCCAGUGCCUACUGCCUCAUGUACAUCAACGACAAGAAGCCUUUUCUCAUAGAAGAGGAGUUUGAUAAAGAAACAGGACAGGUACUCGGCGGCAUGGACAAACUACCUCCAGACCUGAAGCAGCAUGUGAGGGGGGACAAUGAGAUGUUUGAAAAGGAGGUCCAGGAGUGGGACGCCCUGCAGAUCCGCAAGGCCCAGCAGGAGAAACUGGCCCUGGCUGCUGCCGCUGCCGCCGCCGCCGCAGCAGCAGCUGCCGCCGCCGCCUCCACCCCGGCAGCUUCCAGCACCUCUUCCUCCUCCCCUCAGCCCAUGAGCAUUGAUUCCAGCCCUCCAGACAACACAGUAGCCCAGCCAGAGCCAGAGUACAUGGAGCAGCCAUCACCCACAAACGACUCCAAACACCUGCAGGAGGACACGGAGAGGGCCAUCUCCAGGGCCGCUGCCGAGCAGGAGGGGAGGAGCCCCGAGGCACUGCUAAACGCUUCUCCUCCCGCUCCCCCCUCCCCACUGCCCGAAGUCCAGCCGUGCACUCCCACCAAAGCCCCUCCCCCUGACCUGGUCCCGGCAGACGAGUCCCCUGGCCAGCGCACGGUCGAGGUGGCCAUUCCCAACGUGGGGACCUUUGUCAUUGAGUCAGAAGAGGGGGGGUACGAUGAUGAGGCGAUGAUGACCCCCAACAUGCAGGGUGUAAUUAUGGCCAUUGGCAAAUCCAGCAGCGUGUAUGAAAAGAACGGGCCUGAGACCGCCUUUUUUAAGGCCAUAAAGCUGGAGUAUGCUCGGCUGCUGAGGUUUGCCCAAGAGGACACGCCUCCAGAGAACGACUACAGACUCCAGCACGUCAUCGUCUACUUAAUACAAAACCAGGCGCCUAAAAAGAUUCUGGAGAGGACUCUGCUCACUCAGUUUGCUGACCGGAACCUGGCCUUUGAUGAGAGAUGUAAGAGCAUUAUGAGUGUGGCACGUGCCAAACUGGACCUAAUCAAACCGGAGGAGGUCAACAUGGAUGAAUACGAGAUGUGGCAUCAGGGUUACCAGAAUUUCCGCGAGACAACAAUCCUCAUGAUGAUCGGCCUGGAGCUGUUUCAGAAGACAAACUACACGGAGGCUCUGAUGUAUCUGAUUUACUCCUACCAGUACAACAAGGAGCUUUUGUCUAAAGGGCAGUACAGAGGGCACGACGACGAGCUGCUCGGUCAUUACCGCCGAGAGUGUUUGCUGAAACUCAACGAGCAGGCGGCUGCCAUGUUUGAGUUGGGGGAAGAGCCGGAUGUGACCACGGGCAUCGCCAUCAUGAACGACCUGGUGGUGCCCUGCAUCCCUCUGCUGCUGAUCCAUGACGCCGAGAGGGACCUGCUGGCAGUGGAGGACAUGAGGAACCGCUGGUGCUCCUACCUGGGCCAAGAGAUGGAACCAAACCUCCAGGAGAAGCUGACUGACUUCCUACCCAAGCUGCUGGACUGUUCUACUGAGAUCAAGAGCUUCCACGACCCUCCCAAGCUGCCCAGCUACUCCACGCUGGAGCUGAGUGAGCGGUUCAGCCGCGUCAUGGCCGCCAUGGGCAGGGUGCCCUCCGACGGGAGAUGAGCUGCAGAAGGACAGAACCCAACCCGGGCUGACAUCCAUGGAAUUCUCUUAACCCAUGCCUUCCUUCUAACUCGCUUCUAGCUGUUACUCCUCGGUUACUCUUCUGCUGCUAUAGAUUUUACCAUUAGAAAUAUUAUGUCAUUUUUUAUUUUGAAGCAAAACAUAACAGAGGAAGGAAGGCGGACUGUUUGGGAAGGAAUCAAGAAAAGAGGCGAUGUUAAAAAAAAAAAAAAAAAUUGUGGCAAUCCUGCAGUGGUUGAAAGCCAAGCACACUCUGCUUCAGCUUUUUAUCAUUUUUUUUAAUAAGAAAACACGUUUGAGGGUUUUUCAUAGUUGAUUAUUAUUAUUAUUAUUGUUGUUGUUGUUGUUGCUAUUUGAUUCAA
Messenger RNA from Pungitius pungitius (ninespine stickleback), 4117 nucleotides. RefSeq names its product ubiquitin specific peptidase 25 (gene usp25). Gene Ontology annotation, cellular component: cytosol; nucleus. Gene Ontology annotation, molecular function: protein binding; cysteine-type deubiquitinase activity. The record is from RefSeq and is a predicted model, not a curated record. The transcript is spliced from 26 exons. Gene Ontology annotation, biological process: protein deubiquitination; regulation of protein stability. Bases 198 to 3734 code for a protein of 1178 amino acids. NCBI's taxonomy places the organism in Eukaryota, Metazoa, Chordata, Actinopteri, Perciformes, Gasterosteidae.